Eriocheir sinensis (Chinese mitten crab) is the source of this 594-nucleotide messenger RNA. Its product is annotated as whey acidic protein-like. NCBI's taxonomy places the organism in Eukaryota, Metazoa, Arthropoda, Malacostraca, Decapoda, Varunidae. Gene Ontology annotation, biological process: antibacterial humoral response; innate immune response. Gene Ontology annotation, cellular component: extracellular region. Gene Ontology annotation, molecular function: peptidase inhibitor activity. The transcript is spliced from 4 exons. The coding region runs from base 70 to 501 and encodes 143 amino acids. The record is from RefSeq and is a predicted model, not a curated record.
GUCGGCGACGUGAACUGAAGGUCGAAACACACUCUCUCAUACACCGCAUAUACCGCCCUUUCCUUCACAAUGGCCCGCAGACGUUUCAUACAACUGGCACUUGUCCUCGCGGUCCUUAUAGCUGCCGUGCACGCCCAGGAUUCCAGGAGGGGGCAACAGCAGGAACUACAGCAGCGGCCAGAGUUCAGACCAAGGGCGCAGUGUCCAGACCAGUCAAGAUUCAACCGCUUCUGCUUCCGGCGCUUCGACCAGUGUACCUCGGACCGCCAAUGUCGCCGGGGAGAGAAGUGUUGCCUGGUGCCCGGCUGUGGCAGGGAGUGCAUGGCGCGCGGCUCUGGCCCGGUGUCCAAGCGUGGUCAGUGUCCAUUCCUCCAGUUCUUCAGGAACCCGCGGUGUAGCCGUCGCGACAGGAUCGACUCGUGCCAGACGGAUCAGCAGUGCCCAGGGACCCAAAAGUGUUGCUUCGUCGUCUGCAACAAGCGGUGUGCAAACCCGGUCUAGAACAGAAGCGAGCCAGACAGCCGUUGACGAUUGAUAUGGACAUUUUAACUUUUUUGUUGCUUUUUUGUUCGUGAAUAAAACAUUCCUCAAGUA